Messenger RNA from Xenia sp. Carnegie-2017, 1174 nucleotides. RefSeq names its product synaptogyrin-2-like. The transcript has 3 exons. Gene Ontology annotation, cellular component: synaptic vesicle membrane; neuromuscular junction. The record is from RefSeq and is a predicted model, not a curated record. Lineage: Eukaryota; Metazoa; Cnidaria; Anthozoa; Malacalcyonacea; Xeniidae. Bases 271 to 915 code for a protein of 214 amino acids.
UAUGUCAUUUAGCAGCGUGCACUUUGGAAGAAUCUGGCUUAUACAGAAAGAAAGAAGCGUGUUUCUCGAUAACUUUGCACAUCAAAAAAGAAUUACGUUCCGUAGCUAGGAAAGUUUUAUUCGCUGUUGCGCCAGUAACGCAUGACUUAAUUCAAAUUUUUCUUCGGGCAAGGUUAAAAAUUUGAAUCGCAAAUUAUUUUGAGCAUCGUGUCAACUGUACUACGAAAGCAGGCACUCAGCUAGCCGUUUAUAUCUUCAACUUUUUUCGUUAUGGCAGAUCCUAUCCAAGUAUUAAAGCAGCCACAUGUUAUAUGUCGUCUUGUUUCUAUACUCUUUGCUAUUAUUGUGUUUGGCUGCAUUUCUGACAAAGGAAAGGCAAAAUUGUUUUGGUAUAGUGAUAAGGAAUGUGUGUACGACGGCGACAGUAGUGCUUGUAAUUAUGGAAUAGCAAUUGGUGUUAUUGCAUUCAUUGCCUGUCUAAUAUUCCUUGCACUUGAUUAUUUCAUGGAUGCUAUUACAAACAUGGAAGUAAAGAAGUACAUUUACUUGGGAGACUUGCUCUUUUCUGGUCUCUGGGCGUUCCUGUGGUUUGUAGGCUUUUGUUAUCUUACUGACAAGUGGAGAAAGCAAAAUGACAAGGGCGAGUUCCCAUCACAUGUGAAAAAUAAUGCUCAGGCAGCGAUUGCUUUUAGCUUUUUCUCAAUUUUAUCUUGGGGUUUUCAAACAUUUUUGGCAUUCAGAAGAGUUCACGAUGGUGGCAACAACUUUGAGUUUGGAGGACACAGUCGACAACCAUAUGAAAAUUCACCAUACUCUUCAUUCCCAGAUCAACCCAACGAUGACGAUAAUUAUCAAGGGAAACCAUUUGAACAAUCUGGUGAUCAAUCUGGGGAAUAUAGACCACCCACUUACUGAUUUGUAACCUCUGCCACAACUAUUGCAAUCGACUUUAUUUAACAUUAGUAUUUCUCUAAAAAACAUACACAUUUGUAUGAAGUGUACGGUCAAAGCUCGCCAUAAGUCUUUCACUUUUAAGGGUUGAAAGUGUUUAAAUUAAAGUAAUCAUUGGAAAUAGUUGAAUUUACUGUUCCUUCAUAAUAUACAUUCAAAUGACGACAUUUAAAGUGAUCUGUGUGCUGGGUUCAUUUAAUAAAUAAAUGAAUAAACCGAUAAA